Molecule: messenger RNA, 2236 nt
Organism: Cannabis sativa
Lineage: Eukaryota; Viridiplantae; Streptophyta; Magnoliopsida; Rosales; Cannabaceae
Product: protein KAKU4
Exons: 12
Coding region: 356-1981 (541 amino acids)
Biological process (GO): nuclear membrane organization
Cellular component (GO): nuclear envelope
Source: RefSeq, a predicted model, not a curated record
AUAUUUUUUUUUUGAAAUAAACGGUAUAACAGUCUCUCUCUCGCUCCAAAUCCCUAGCCAAGUUCUGGCCCCCUCUUCCUCUCAGAUUCGGUCUCGUUCGUCGUUCCUGGCCAACUCCGACCACUAACUCUCUCACCUCAACCGCGGUCACUUUCCUCCUCGGCGCGACUAGCAACACCCACCCUUCGUCAUAAUAACCAUCGCAUGGAAAUUACUUACCAUUCUCACAGUUGCCACAGAUCCGUUAAGAUCAGGGCAAGGAGACAUUCAUAUCAAUGUUUAUGUUUGAAAAGGCUAGUUUAAGCCUCAAGGCGUUUUGUCUUGGCAAGGCAAGUUAAAUUAUCUUCAAAUAACCAUGAUGACCAAUCCUAGAUCCCAACAAAACCUUGAAGCUAGGUCAGGUGGGAAGAUUGUUCGAAAUAGGCGAACUGUUGGUGCUAGGGCUACACCGUAUGAGCGGCCUAGAGUGACAAAUCUGGAACCCGAAAGCCCUAAUUGGCUUUCCAAGAUCAUUUUAUCUCCGACUCGUAUGAUUGCGAGCGGUGCUGGAAAGCUCAUCUCGUCUGUCUUUAAUGUGGAUUCUUCUUCCUCUUCUUCAUCAUCAUCUUCUUCUUCCUUGGGCUCUGACUCCAAUUCAGAGGGAAAUUGCGACAAUAAUCACGUUGAUGAUAUCUCAUCUCAAGGAGCUGAUAUCUUAAAUGAGAGGAAGGGAACAUCAGAAGUAAUCAAUUACUUUAAGAAGGAUCCUGAACCAACAUUAAGAAAAAGAGACACCAAGCAUGCAAUCGAGGCGCUGCUUAUGCAGGAGACUUUCACGAGGGAAGAGUGUAAUAAAUUAAUAAAGAUUAUUAAAUCAAGAGUUGUAGAUGGUUUCAACACCAAAGAUGCAGAAAAUGGGAGUGUGACUUUGAUGCCAAAUGAAGCAUCCAUAGAAACAGACAUGCAAGAUCUUCGAUGUAGAGCUAUUAUGGAAGCGAGAAUAUGGACGUCCGCAAAGAAAUUAAAAUCAGCUUCAAAAUCUGAUUUGCAUAAUGCUAUUGAAGCUGAAGUGGGUUCUCCAGUGGAUAUGGCCAAAGUGUAUAUGCGCACACGUCCACAAUGGGCAUCUCCUACCUUCAACAAUAGAGAGAUCAAAUCUUCAUCACCAAUAAGUGCACAUCUUUUUAAUGAGAAAACACCUUAUUCAAAUGAUGGUAAUGCUUUGUCGUCAUCUAAGCCUAAAUGGGAUACCCCUAACACGGGGUCUUGGAACAUCCAAGAGGAAAUACAGAGAGUGCGUGCUAAAGCAACUGAAGAGAUGCUAAGGAAUUUACCAUCUGAAAAAAUUGAUUGGUCUGCGUCUGGUUUUGAAAAUAGAGCUAUUCCAUGCUCGUUGCUAUCUGAAAACAUAGAUGCUAAUGUAGGAGAAAAACCGGAUAAGUGUACAAACCCGAUAGAUGCUUCUUUGCAGACAGCUGAUAUAAAGAACACAUCCCCCAGUAAUGCUGGCAUUGAUGAUGUUCCUAACUACAAUGACACAAUCACCAGUGCAACUCUCAAGCAGGGACGCCCUAUCGGAGAAGGAAGCCUGCGAGUUACAGAUCCAAGAUUGCUUGAGAACAACUGCACAACAUCUGAAGAUGUGUCUAAAAACGAAAACGGCUCGCCUGGUUUGUCCGCAGGAGUGGCAGGUACUGAUCACAAUCAUCAUGAGGGAAUGCCAGAUGGUGGGGAACCCGCAGCUACAGGCAAGUUUGAUGGCGAGACCUGUGAGCUUUUGAGUGAAACUUACAUCGAGAUCCCAAAUGUGAGUGAUACAAUGAAUGAGAAUGAGUACAUUUCAAACGGCUCUCCAAGUGCUCCAAGCUUGAGCAAUGUGUCGCCUCGGGUCACAACUCGUCAAAACUUGAAACGUGGACCAGCAGCCAAUACGAAUGCCACCAUUGAUGCCGAAAAGCGACAAGGAAAGAGACUGAGCAGAAACAGUAAAAGAAAGUUGUAAUUUAUUAGUUGAGCUUAGUGUCUAUCACGUAGGUUUUAUUGUUAGGUAGUUUUUUGGUGUACGAGAUAUUUAAGCUUAGUAUUAGCAGUAGGUAGUCUGGAAUUGGAAAGAGACCUAAAGGUUGAUUGUGAAUGUUAAGUAGUUCUGCAACUUUCAUUCUGUUUGUUCCAUUAUGCUUGGGCAAAAAAAUUGUGUUUGUGUAAAAUAAAAUUAUUUUAAAUUGGGGAGUGGUACUCCAUGAAGAUUAUUUUUUAA